CAGAUACAGAGGUUUUUCACCUAGAACACUUCUGUCGUGCAGUAGGAAUGCGACGCAUUAGCCCAAGAAAUAACUGGCGGGCCCGUUACCCUAACACCGUCUUAGGGCGUAACUAGUUACACCGUUAACGGUGGGACACAUGUCAUUCAAUUUCGAGAUUAGAAUUCGCCUCUCGACUUGAAACUACUCUAGGCUAUUAAGCAAGCCUACUAGGGCUUUGUACCACAUCAUAAAUAUCAUGGUACCCUUGGCAAUGUCUUUGUUUAUAUCAUGAACAAUAUUAGGGGGACUUGUAUGUAUCUAGCCAGAUCCGAGCUACAGAGCGACAACUACUACCUCCUACGAUCCACCAUCGACGACUACGCAAGAUUCUUCGCCUUAGCAUAUCAUAACACGCCUAAGAACAUGGAACGAGCAUCUACCGACCAGCUCUAUUACAAUUAUCUAUCGCAACUCCAGCGACUUCGUGGAGGACUUCCCAAGCGCUUUCGCUCGACGCUUAAUAAUCUUAUCCUAUGCCUCCCGGAUCUCUUUGCCGAUGACUAGCCAUUUACGCUUAAUCAUGAUAACCUUCUCGAUAAUAAUAUUCACGUGAACAUAGCUACGGGCAGAAUUAUAGGCAUCUAUGACUAGAGCGGCGCCAAGUUUAGUCCAUAUGGAAUGUCGCUAGGGGGACUCGAGACCAUGCUAGGGAUUCGAACUAUAUCUAGGGACUGUUAGCGUUACCACGCCAAUCACGAAGAGCUCCGCGAUCUUUUUUGGCUCCGGUUUUACUACUAUCUAGGAGGUGCGUCGGACGUGACGAAGCGGCUCAUCAAGGCCGCAAGACUUAUUGGUCUGUUCCUAGAUAAUGGCUUUUAGCAGGGGGAGCUGGCCACAGGGGACAGCGAGGACUUGCGAUUUCUCGGUGCUAUCGUUCUAUGAUAAUGUCUAGCGAGUUUCUUGUCGGGUCAAAUUAUUUGUUG
Pseudovirgaria hyperparasitica is the source of this 965-nucleotide messenger RNA. RefSeq lists its product as uncharacterized. NCBI's taxonomy places the organism in Eukaryota, Fungi, Ascomycota, Dothideomycetes, Acrospermales, Acrospermaceae. The transcript has 2 exons. The annotation marks the transcript as partial. The record is from RefSeq and is a predicted model, not a curated record.